UCUGUCACCGGUUCCAUCGCUGCGAUUCCGUCAUUUCUACGAUGUCACACAUUUUGGUGAAGUGGCCCAAGCAAAACGCAUGGGACGUUUAUCCGAUUCGUGUUCUCGUGGACGUCGAACUCGGCAGAAAACUGUCCGUGCACCCCGAACACGUGGAAGCCAUCCAAGGAAAAGUGCUUGUGAGAUGGAAGGAGUGCACAAAACCGGCACGGGCAUAUAUCUUGGCAGUUGGCACAGAGUCUGCCAUGGAACGGAAGCGAACAAAAAUUGUAAAUGAAUGCCUCUCCCAAGCCACUGCUUCGUCCAUGUCGGACACCGAAGACACGGCGGAUGAGGACCCGUGCUGCAGCCACCUCCAGGAAAUUGAUGCUCUAAGACGGGAGAACCAAGAGCUCCAAGACAAGCUACGGAAAGCUGAGGAGGCCCUUGCUACUGUCCAACAAGCACAAUAUAAUAUGCACAAUGUCACACAGAUCUCACUCAAGUUCAUAUACCACGAGUCCGACGAAAAUCUCAGCAGCCCAUUGUACUACGAAGAGAUGGAUAAAUGGAAAACUGAGGCACUGUUAGUGACUGUACUGAAAUCUCAACACAUGGCACACUGUUCAGCGUCCCCUGUGGAUGGCACAUGUCUGUCGCAUUGUCUGUGGAUGGCAGCAACUGCUGGCAUCUUUGGCAAAGUACAAACCCGCCACCUUGGAACGUCAAGGACAAGAGAUUCGUCGAAGAUGGUCAAGCGGCUGAAGCGGCUGGUGGAGUCGGACAUGGGCAAAGGGCAGUCAGCCACUGUAGUUGCUGAGCCUCAGGUGGAUAUAGGUGGGGGCGUCCUGGUAGGAAGCCACCACCUGACGUAUUUGAAAAGCCGGUGCGAAGGGAAUGCUACAAAGUUCGCCAGGGCCCUCUUGAGGGUUCUCUUCUCUCCUGAAGAGUUGCGCGGGAAAUCCCUCUUCGGCGUGGCAUCGAAUGCCCACAAGAACAAGGAAGCAAAGGAGGGGCUUGACAGGAAGAGAGUAAACGCAUUGAUUGGUAAGCGCAUUUCAUGGUGGAUCUUGUCCAUUUGCUUGCCUUAG
Molecule: messenger RNA, 1070 nt
Organism: Ornithodoros turicata
Lineage: Eukaryota; Metazoa; Arthropoda; Arachnida; Ixodida; Argasidae
Exons: 7
Coding region: 42-1070 (342 amino acids)
Molecular function (GO): DNA binding
Source: RefSeq, a predicted model, not a curated record